Elephantulus edwardii (Cape elephant shrew) is the source of this 1008-nucleotide messenger RNA. RefSeq names its product spidroin-2-like. The record is from RefSeq and is a predicted model, not a curated record. The transcript has a single exon. NCBI's taxonomy places the organism in Eukaryota, Metazoa, Chordata, Mammalia, Macroscelidea, Macroscelididae. Bases 1 to 1008 code for a protein of 335 amino acids.
AUGACCGCGCUCGCGCCGCGGGGCCCGCGCUCGCUCUGCGCACCCCCUCCCCGGCCCAUCACCCUAUCGCCUAGCAACGCCCCCUCGCGCGCCGUCAUUGGACCAGCUAGCACGCCCCCGGCUCCCUAUUGGCCGGGAUGGAGACCCGGGCCACGCCCCGGCUCUGAGCAGCCAGCCGCGUGGAGCCCGGAGGCAAGCUCUUGUAUGGGUCGGUCCCCGGUCACCCCUGCACACCCACGCCCCACUGCGCCCCACAGUGACCCCAGUGUGGCCCAAGUGCACCCAGCCCCCAAGAACCGCCCCCGCGGCGCCCGCGCACAUGCAGCGGCAGACACGCGGGUGGACAGGGCGCGGGACGGGUCCGGCGCCCCAGGAGGAUGCGGGCCGUGGGGGCGGGGACGGAAGUCGGGGGGCGGGGGACCAGACGCGUGUCCCCGCCCCCCCGGUGGCUCGCCCCUUGUCCCCAAGGACCCCCCCCAGCUGGCCCCCGUCCGUGCGCGUCCCCGAGCAGGGUCCCGGCGGCGGCGCGCACGGGGAUCACCCCACUCUCCGCGGUGCGCCGGGCCCUGGGGCGCAGCCCCGACGCUCAUUGGCCUGGGCGGCGCAGCCAAGCUGUCAGCCCAUGUGGCGUGGCCGCCCGGGGAUGGCCGCAGUUUAAAUAGCGUCGGCGCCGAGCUAGAGGGAGCCAGAGAGAAAGGCGCCGCGGCCUCUGCUCCGCCCGCCUCCGCGCUCCAUCCUUCCCUCCGCGCCGCCGCCGAGCGCUCGCCGCCCGCACCCGCCGCACCCGCCGCCCCGCAGGUACGAGCGGUCGGGCCCCGGGAAGGCCGGGCCCCAGGCGGAGCCGGGGAUGGGGCCGCGCCGGGGGCUGGGGAAACCACGAGGCUGAGCGGUUGGGGACGGGGCUUGAGGACCACGAGGUUGGGGACAGAGCUGGGGCUGGGGGCCCACGAGGCAGGGAGGGCGGGCGUGCUCCACGAGGUUGGGGGGCCAGGACCGGCGGAAUGGUGA